AUGGCGGGGCUGGAGCUGCUGUCGGACCAGGGCUACCGGGUGGACGGGCGGCGCGCCGGGGAGCUGCGCAAGAUCCAGGCGCGGAUGGGCGUGUUCGCGCAGGCCGACGGCUCGGCCUACAUCGAGCAGGGCAACACCAAGGCGCUGGCGGUGGUCUACGGGCCGCACGAGAUCCGCGGCUCCAGGGCGCGAGCCCUGCCCGACCGGGCCCUCGUGAACUGCCAGUACAGCUCCGCCACCUUCAGCACCGGCGAGCGCAAGCGGCGGCCUCACGGGGACCGCAAGUCCUGCGAGAUGGGCCUGCAGCUCCGCCAGACCUUCGAGGCCGCGGUCCUCACGCAGCUGCACCCGCGCUCCCAGAUCGACAUCUACGUGCAGGUGCUGCAGGCGGAUGGUGGCACCUAUGCAGCCUGUGUCAACGCAGCCACGCUGGCCGUGCUGGACGCCGGGAUACCCAUGCGGGACUUCGUGUGCGCCUGCUCAGCCGGCUUUGUGGAUGGCACGGCCCUGGCGGACCUCAGCCACGUGGAAGAGGCUGCUGGCGGCCCCCAGCUGGCCCUCGCCCUGCUGCCGGCCUCGGGCCAGAUCGCACUGCUUGAAAUGGACGCCAGGCUGCACGAGGACCACCUGGAGCGCGUGCUGGAGGCCGCGGCCCGCGCCGCCAGAGACGUGCACACCGUGCUGGACCGCGUGGUCCGCCAACACGUGCGCGAGGCGUCUGUCUUGUUGGGGGACUGAGCGCGGGCACCCGCACCCGAAAUAAAACCGGCAGGUCCUCCGCGCUCCCAGAGCUCGUGCGUGCCGGUGCGGCUCCUGGGGGACGGGCUCCGUGCACACUG
Molecule: messenger RNA, 839 nt
Organism: Talpa occidentalis (Iberian mole)
Lineage: Eukaryota; Metazoa; Chordata; Mammalia; Eulipotyphla; Talpidae
Gene: EXOSC4
Product: exosome component 4
Exons: 3
Coding region: 1-738 (245 amino acids)
Biological process (GO): nuclear mRNA surveillance; rRNA catabolic process; poly(A)-dependent snoRNA 3'-end processing
Cellular component (GO): nuclear exosome (RNase complex); nucleolus; cytoplasmic exosome (RNase complex)
Source: RefSeq, a predicted model, not a curated record